Messenger RNA from Vitrella brassicaformis, 1297 nucleotides. Lineage: Eukaryota; Vitrellaceae. The record is from the annotation of a GenBank genome assembly.
UCGCUGAAGAAUUCUGUUCACUCACUGCGCUGGACAUUCCGGAAUCCCUCAUGUAGACAGCACACCCACAUACACACACACGUGGCUGCCCUCACUGCACUGUGGUAAUAUAUAAGAAACUGACCAGACGGCGCAAAGUGGCCUGCCGGUCGCCUUAAGCCCUCAGGACAUACAGCCUACACGCACAUCACACAGCAGGCAGACGAGUAGAGCAUCGAUCUGUAGGGCCUAACUAAUAAAGCGUAAAUAAAGCACAAACAGGCAGACAGGCAGGCAGGCAAAGAUCACUAAGUUCGACACGUCACAGCACGGCACCAGAUGUGCAUAUCCUCUCUCUGAUACACUCUGCUCCCUUGAUCGAUCGCACAACGCACCGACUAACAAAUGACGCAAUCACUGCUUCACUGAAUGAAUGCACACAUAACACGCACACACACACACACGCCAUACCACCGUCUGUCUGCCCGCCCCCUCACGCCACAAGUCGCUUUCUCAGCUGCUUCAUCUUGGCAUCGACUUCCUCCACCCGGGCCACCUUCUGUGUCAUUGUCGUGUUGCUAUCGCUGAGGAUGGCCUCCCUCGUGUGCUGCCAGGCACUCUUGUCCAGCUCAGCCAUCAGCCGCACCGCAUCACUCAGCCGAUCCAGCUCAGCCUUGUCCGUCACAUCAUGGGCUUUGAUGGCCUCGAUACCCGCGUUGAGCGCAUCAGUCGCCUUCUGGUUGUCCGCUCGCAGCGCAUCGGUGGCCGCCUUAAUCUCCGCUUGCACAGUCUCAUUACUCGGCAGCGUAGCAACGUUGGCAGCCAGGUUGUUGUUGUCGCCUCUGAUGGCGUCGAUGUCCGUCUUCAGCGCAUAGACGCCGCGGUCGGCUCUGAGUGCGACGCUGUCGGCUUUGAUGGCCUCAAUGUCCUUCUGCAGGGCGGUGAUAUCCGACUUGAACUGCCAGGUGAGGUACAGAAUGAGGGCGAAGACGGCGACUACUGCGACGGAGCCGCAGCAAUUGAUGGGAAGAAGCUGGUCGCUGACGUGCUUGUUGACGCGCUUCUCCAGUGCUUUCAGCUGCUCCCCGGCAUCGGCGGCAUCGACGGACAGCGCAGGCAUAUAGGGCACAGGUGUUCCCUCCGUUGCGGGAGGGGCACUCGCCUCGACGUCGGGAUACGCACAGGACACACAGCCUGACAAGCAUACCCACAUCCACAAGCCUACGCAUGAAAGACAAAACGGAUGCGUGCGGAGAUCUCUGCCCUUACCUCUUCGUCGAGGGCGUUUGCUUGACAAACAAAUACAACCCAACUUGCG